This is a messenger RNA of Biomphalaria glabrata, 855 nucleotides long. RefSeq lists its product as uncharacterized. The record is from RefSeq and is a predicted model, not a curated record. The coding region runs from base 195 to 662 and encodes 155 amino acids. The transcript has 3 exons. NCBI's taxonomy places the organism in Eukaryota, Metazoa, Mollusca, Gastropoda, Planorbidae.
UUUCCCAAAUUGGGAAGAGUGCGUGGCAGUUUAAAAACUGUGAUGGGCGGUCCGCUCACACCCGAGCUCUAUAAAUAGCGCAGCUUGUCUUCAUAACGAAGUGAUAUAAUACUGAUAACUAAUGAUAGCAACACAUUGUAACUGGCAACCUCAAAGAAAAUUAAUCCUCCAAAUUCUUUUCGAAGCAGACCAAGAUGUUCGUGUGGUACAAACUCCUGUGUCUGGUCGCAGUGACAUUGAACACAUUAGCCUGUGAUGACGUUAAAAGAAACGUCUCUCAAUCUGAAUUCUGCAAACCUGAUGUAGUGUAUAAAGCUAAAAUACUGUCGACUAAUACCUCGACAGAUACAAGAGAAGUCACCUUUAAAUUACUUGACCACGAAGAAUACCUCCGAUUCAGCCGUGAAGCUGAAGAUCACUGGCAUAAAAAAUCCAUAUCGAUUGUGAGAAUCCCUUAUGUCAAGAAACUUAAAUGUGAUUCUAAGUUUACUUCGUCUGAUGAAAACCACUAUCUGGUGUUAGCGAAUUUGAUUUAUCAGGAUGCCGAGUGGUCAGACAAGUUGUCAGUGCCCAACUGCACAAGCUUGAUUCCCCUUGAUUGUAUUGAAGGAAAUUCACCACAUAGGUCUAUAUGUGAAGAACCAGAGAGAACUGAAAGUUAACCAAACAUAUUUUUUUUUCUGAAAAUAUUAUUAAUGUAUUUAAAUAUAUAAGAAUCAAGCAGGCCUGUUGUUACUAAGUAAAGUCUUUAAACAAGAUUGCCACAUUCGCGUGAGUGCAAAAGGUUUCAUGUUUGACCAUAUAACUUUUCGAUUUAAUGUUGUUUUUAAUAAAUCACCGUUGAAGCAAAUACCA